CAGAUUGCCGUUGCACCUUCCAUCCAUGCUGUCGCCGCGGUGAUAUAUCACAGAUCGUGGAGGGGCGCUCUAUCAUUAGCCGACACAACCCCCUCUCCACUUCGGAGGGCAACAACAAUAGCAUUGACCGGGUGAUAAACAGGCUCGCGUUGACCGGGGUACACGAUCCAAAUGAGGUUUGGGCAUGCAUCGUCGGCCGUGUUGCCUCAUCAAAGACGGAUACCCUGUGGCCUUGUCGUACUAUUCUGGACUUGGUGUGCUUGGGAAACGUUGCAGGUGCAUGGAUGGUGCGAUAUCCGGCUGGGAGUGAGACAGAGGCAUGCAUCCCACGAGCCACGGCUCGCGUCCUUCCCCCCCCCUCCGAGCUCGACAGCCUGGGCCUUCCCCUCCUGGCGGCGCAGGAGAAGGGAUAAAAAUCUUGGGUACUCGCUGCUUGAAGGCGGUGGGAAGCCCUCGACUAGUGUUCUGUUCGCAGAGGCCGGCAUUGAGAGUAAUGGAGAGGGCCGGGGGGGCGUGGGUAAGAACCGCACGAGCAGGACAAGCGGCGGCCACAGCUCCCACCACGGAAGGCACAGGGGGGAGUCGCGAAGGCAGGGUGGUGCACGCAAGAGUGGAAGACAUGUGAGGCGUGGGUAUGCCCGGCAAGAACCAUGUCCUACGGGAUCGCCAUUGGGAGGCGACGAGGACGUUGUACAUAUCGGAAGAGGGGGCCCUCGUGGCAGCGGGAGGCACGGGGGGGGGGGCGGGGGCCGUGAGCAUGGG
This is a messenger RNA of Nannochloropsis gaditana CCMP526, 762 nucleotides long. RefSeq lists its product as uncharacterized. The annotation marks the transcript as partial. The transcript is spliced from 2 exons. The record is from RefSeq and is a predicted model, not a curated record.